Cynara cardunculus var. scolymus (artichoke) is the source of this 1738-nucleotide messenger RNA. Its product is annotated as organic cation/carnitine transporter 7-like. Gene Ontology annotation, biological process: transmembrane transport. NCBI's taxonomy places the organism in Eukaryota, Viridiplantae, Streptophyta, Magnoliopsida, Asterales, Asteraceae. The transcript has 6 exons. Bases 197 to 1669 code for a protein of 490 amino acids. The record is from RefSeq and is a predicted model, not a curated record. Gene Ontology annotation, cellular component: membrane. Gene Ontology annotation, molecular function: transmembrane transporter activity.
UUUUUUAAUCCCCAAAUUUCUCUCUCAUUGCUGUUGUGUGAAAUUUGAUUCAAUGCUUCGUCAACGAUAUUACUUGAGGAUUUCAACCUGAGCUCGUUUACGAUCAAUAAAACUUUGCUCUGAUCGUGUACUAGGAGAAUUUUCAAAAUUUCUAUGUCAAGAGAACGAAUUCUUACACAAAGGUAGCGAAUUGCAGAUGGGAGAUCAAGGAUUUGCAUAUACAUUGGAUGAAGCACUUACUACAAUUGGGUUUGGGAACUUCCAAGUUAUUAUCCUUGCAUAUGCUGGACUCGGUUGGGUAGCAGAAGCAAUGGAGAUGAUGCUUCUGUCCUUUGUAGGGCCAGCCAUUCAGCCUGAGUGGGGACUCUCUUCAAGUGAAGAGAGUUUGAUAUCAACGGUAGCUUUUGCCGGAAUGCUGGUCGGGGCAUACUCAUGGGGUGUUGUGUCAGAUUCUUAUGGAAGAAAGAAGGGAUUCCUUGGUGCAGCUAUAGUAACAAGCGGAGCCGGGCUUUUAAGUGCUUUCGCACCAAAUUAUAUAUCAUUGUUGAUUCUUCGUUGCUUUGUUGGUGUUGGUCUAGGCUGUGGGCAUGUGUUUACAUCAUGGUUUCUAGAGUUUGUUCCUACUCCAAACAGAGGGGCUUGGAUGGUUGUUUUUUCAGUUUUCUGGACAGUUGGAACAAUUAUUGAGGCUUCACUUGCUUGGUGGAUCAUGCCUACCUAUGGUUGGAGGUGGCUACUUGGACUAUCUGCAGUUCCAUCACUUGUGGCACUACUGUUUUAUGGUCUUGUGUCAGAAUCUCCAAGAUACCUUUGUACACAAGGGAGAUUAACCGAGGCACGCUAUAUUCUGGAAAAGGGAGCUGACUUCAACCAUAAAGAACUCCCUGUAGGCCUACUUGUUUCUGAUCAGAUAAAGGAUAUGGCCAGCAAUGGUCAGUCAUCAGAAACUACCGAGCUACUCUCCUCAAUGAGAACCAAUGAUUCUUCCCGAAGAAGCACUUCAUCCAUACUCAUGCUUUUAUCACCAAAGUUGAUCAGAACAACGUUUCUCUUAUGGUUUUUGUACUUUGCCAACACAUUUUCAUAUUAUGGGAUUAUACUGUUGACUUCACAAUUAAGCACCGGGCAAAGUGAAUGUGACCCACCCACUUUGCAGUUGGAAAAUAUAAAGGAUCCUAGCCUCUAUAUAAAUGUAUUCAUCACUAGCUUGGCAGAGCUUCCUGGGCUUGGUAUAGCAGCUUUGAUAUUGGACAGAUUGGGUCGUAAGAUUUCGAUGGAGAUUAUGAUCGUUGCAGGAUUCAUUCUAUUACUACCACUGGUUGUGCAUCAGAACCCAAUAAUGACCACGGGCUUUCUAUUUGGAGCUCGUAUGUUCAUUUCAGCAAGCUUCAUCGUUGUCUGUAUCUACGCCCCAGAGGUGUAUCCAACAAACUUAAGAACAAGAGGAGUUGGAAUAGCAACAGCAAUAGGCAGAAUAGGAGGUAUGGUAUGCCCUCUGAUAGCAGUUGGGAUGGGUAGUGGUUGCCACCAAACACUUCCAGUAAUUCUGUUUGAGGUUACAAUACUUGUAUCAGGAAUAAGUGUUGUGCUGCUUCCAUUUGAGACCAAGGGGAAAGAAUUAGCAGACAAUAUAGAUUUACCUGUUCAACAUGUAUUACAGGUUCAAUGAAUGUCUUUGUAUCAAUCAAAGUUAAUUUACAUGCAAUAAUAAAUUUUAAAUAAAAUGAAUUUCACCGUC